Messenger RNA from Rhinichthys klamathensis goyatoka, 1271 nucleotides. RefSeq names its product green-sensitive opsin-2. Gene Ontology annotation, molecular function: G protein-coupled receptor activity. The transcript is spliced from 5 exons. Gene Ontology annotation, cellular component: photoreceptor outer segment; membrane. The coding region runs from base 199 to 1245 and encodes 348 amino acids. Lineage: Eukaryota; Metazoa; Chordata; Actinopteri; Cypriniformes; Leuciscidae. Gene Ontology annotation, biological process: visual perception; G protein-coupled receptor signaling pathway; phototransduction. The record is from RefSeq and is a predicted model, not a curated record.
AAUGAGCCAAGUAGAUGCGUUCCAGUUGGUUAUGAAGUCUGGUAUCCGCCAAAUCUUCUUAAUGGUGACACCUCUUUUAAUUGGGAACUCUGCUAAAGGUAUAAAAGCAGGUGCCUGGAAGUGUUUGUGGAGUACACUUUUGCUGGUGUCCUCUUGGCAAGCUUGCAACACCUCUGCUCUUGGCUCCUCCGCAGCAGGAUGAACGGCACUGAGGGAAACAACUUUUACAUUCCUAUGUCCAACAGGACAGGGCUAGUGAGGAGUCCUUAUGAAUAUACGCAGUAUUACCUGGCAGAUCCAUGGCAAUUUAAGGCACUUGCUUUUUAUAUGUUUUUGCUGAUUUGCUUUGGGCUACCGAUCAAUGUGCUGACGCUGUUGGUCACAGCCCAGCACAAAAAGUUGAGGCAACCUCUAAAUUUUAUUUUGGUAAACCUGGCUUUCGCUGGAACAAUUAUGGCCCUUUUUGGAUUCACGGUUACAUUCUACUGCUCCAUUGCUGGUUAUAUGGCUCUGGGUCCCACAGGUUGUGCUAUUGAAGGCUUCUUUGCUACAGUUGGUGGCCAGGUUUCUCUUUGGUCUCUGGUGGUGCUUGCAGUUGAAAGGUACAUCGUGGUGUGCAAGCCAAUGGGGAGCUUCAAAUUCUCCUCAAACCAUGCAAUAACAGGCAUCGUUUUCACAUGGGUUAUGGCCAGUAGCUGUGCAGUGCCCCCACUUUUGGGCUGGUCCAGAUACAUCCCAGAGGGAAUGCAAAUUUCCUGUGGACCGGAUUAUUAUACCCUGAACCCAGAAUUCAACAAUGAAUCCUAUGUCAUUUACAUGUUCAGCUGUCAUUUUUGCAUUCCAGUUACAACCAUCUUUUUCACUUAUGGAAGCCUUGUUUGCACAGUCAAAGCGGCCGCAGCUCAACAGCAGGACUCAGCAUCCACCCAGAAAGCUGAGAAGGAAGUGACACGUAUGGUCAUCCUGAUGGUUUUGGGCUUCUUGUUUGCUUGGGUUCCCUAUGCUAGCUUUGCUGCCUGGAUCUUUUUAAACAGGGGGGCUGCCUUCUCGGCACAAUCUAUGGCUAUUCCUGCCUUUUUCUCCAAGACUUCAGCCUUGUUUAACCCCGUCAUAUAUGUGCUUCUCAACAAACAGUUCCGUAGCUGCAUGUUGAACACCCUUUUCUGUGGCAAGAGCCCUCUUGGUGAUGAGGAGUCCUCGGUGUCAACGAGCAAAACAGAGGUGUCCUCAGUGUCUCCUGCAUAGAAUUAUUUGCCAACUACGUUUUCUCA